Messenger RNA from Parnassius apollo (apollo), 801 nucleotides. Lineage: Eukaryota; Metazoa; Arthropoda; Insecta; Lepidoptera; Papilionidae. The record is from the annotation of a GenBank genome assembly.
AUGCGUAGCUCAAUUACUAAGGAGAUUAAGCAAGAGUUUGAUAUAGCAGUGGAUAAACUCAAAAAAGAAUUUACGGAGACUACAGAUUUUUUAUCUGCUCAACUAGUAGAGGUAAAGAGUGACAUGUCGGCAUUCAGUAACAAAAUAUCUCUUUUAGAGAAUGAAAAUGAAAAACUACAGGCUGAGUUGUGUUAUUUAAAAAACCAAAAUUUUCCUUCCACAUAUCAGGAUUUGCGUAAUACCAUAACUCAGUUACAAGUUAAUCUUAAUGAGCGUGAUCAACAGGCUUUAUUAAAUGACUUAGAGAUUUCUGGUAUCCCGGAAAAUGUCAACGAAUCAGUUCAACACAUCGUUGUAGCGGUAGCAGCGAAGUUGGGCACUCAGCUCGAAGAGAGUGACAUAGUUAGCGCCAGUAGAGUGGGAAAAAGUCAGCGCCUUUCGGAUUUAAAAACUCAAGCCCUGGGACGUCCUUCACAUCAUCGUCAUAUUGUGGUACGCCUCUCUCGUCGAGUUAUUCGAGACGAAAUGUUACGAAAUGCUCGCGUUCGCCGUGGGGCUACAACAGCAGAUCUUGGCCUCCCAUCACAUGAACCUAGACCUUUUUAUCUCAAUGAGAGAGUUACUAGUACAAAUCGACAAUUAUUUGGAAAAGCACGUGAUAUUGGAAGAGGUCUUAAUUGGAAAUACAUUUGGACUAAAGAGGGGCGUAUAUUUGCUAGACAAAGUGAUAGUUCAAAAAUAUACCAAUUGCAAUCUAUUGCUGACAUUGAACGCAUUUUUGGUGAUUUCAUCAGAAAAUAA